AUGGCACCCAUCGUCUCUGUGAAAAAGCUGCCCACGCUGCAGGCUCAAUAUGAUGCUGGGGACCUCCCUGCCAUUCCCAAAGAAGGCGCUCCAAAGUUUCCAUUUGACAAGAAAUUGAAUGAGCGUGUCACCAUCUGGCGAGGGGAUAUCACCGUCCUGGAGAGCGAUAUGAUUGUGAACGCUGCCAACAGCUCCCUCCUCGGCGGCGGCGGCGUAGACGGCGCUAUCCACAGUGCUGCCGGCCGUAAGCUGCUGGACGAGUGCCGAACCCUCAACGGCGCAAAGACAGGUGAGACAAAGUUUACCAGUGCUUAUAAUCUGCCAAGCAAGAAAAUUGCCCACACUGUCGGGCCAGUCUAUUCGAGUGCCGAGAGAUCCGCGCCUCUGUUGGCUUCGUGCUACCGAUCGUCGUUGGAGGGGUGUAGGCAGUAUGGAGGAGGGUCUAUUGGGUUUAGCAGUAUCUCGACAGGUGUUUAUGGAUACCCGAUCAAAGACGCCACCCACAUAGCACUGGAGACGACCCGCAAGUUCUUGGAACAGGAUGAUACAGUCACAAACGUCAUCUACGUCGUCUUUUCCAAACGCGACGAAUCCAUUUACCACGAGCUCGUUCCCAUCUAUUUCCCCGGCUCUGACUUUACCUCUUCUUCCACCAAACCCGCCAAAGCUGCCUUUAUCUCCCCUGAAGAACACGAAUCAAGCAAGGUCAGAGAAGCCAGCGCCGAACCAUCAUCUUCCAACGCCCCAGUGGCGGCCGCAACAGCAGAUCUGGCUGCUGGUAUCGUUUCUGCCAUUGCUGGCGCCACCGCCGGUAUUGCCCCUGGAGAGAACUCUUCUGAGGGCGCUGAGGCUGCUCAAGUCGCGAAAGAGCCUCUGGAAGAAGGUUGGCAGGAGGUGGACGUUGCGGAAGCUAGAGAUGCGCCGGUCUCUGAAGAUGUUGGAGGGGAUGUUUUGGGGUUUAAAGCUGGUCCGGCGGCUGAUGAAGGUGCUGGAGAGGUCAAGCCGGAGAAGGUCAAGUCUGAUUAG
Cryptococcus amylolentus CBS 6039 is the source of this 1026-nucleotide messenger RNA. RefSeq lists its product as hypothetical. The record is from RefSeq and is a predicted model, not a curated record. The coding region runs from base 1 to 1026 and encodes 341 amino acids. The transcript is spliced from 5 exons. Lineage: Eukaryota; Fungi; Basidiomycota; Tremellomycetes; Tremellales; Cryptococcaceae.